ACCAAAACUCCUCAAACCUUCACUUCCAUUUUCAACACAAAAAACUACCGAUCAUCGCAUCUCCAAAUCAUCUUCAAUUUCACAAAUCUCACUCCACAACGAACUAAAAUCUCAUCGAGCUACACGCAGAUUCAUCGAUUGAUCGAUCAGAAAUCAGAUCUGAAAUCUCAAACAAAUUCAGCAACCGUACGGAUCUGAUCCGUCGAUGGCAGGGGCGGCCUCUGCGCUGUUCCUUCUCGACAUCAAAGGCCGUGUUCUGGUGUGGCGCGACUACCGAGGCGAUGUUUCUGCAGUGCAGGCUGAGCGGUUCUUCACUAAACUCAUAGAGAAAGAGGGUGAUCAAGACGCUCAAGAUCCUGUUGUAUAUGAUAAUGGUGUCACCUAUAUGUUUGUACAACACAACAAUGUAUAUCUGAUGACUGCAUCGAGGCAAAACUGUAAUGCUGCUAGCCUUCUCCUGUUUCUACAUCGUGUAGUUGAUGUAUUUAAGCAUUACUUUGAGGAACUAGAGGAGGAAUCACUUAGGGACAACUUUGUGGUCGUGUAUGAAUUGCUUGAUGAAAUGAUGGACUUUGGUUACCCUCAAUUCACGGAAGCUAAAAUUCUCAGCGAGUUUAUCAAGACCGAUGCUUACAGGAUGGAAGUUACACAGAGGCCUCCUAUGGCUGUCACAAAUGCAGUGUCUUGGCGUAGUGAAGGGAUACGAUACAAGAAGAAUGAGGUGUUUUUGGAUGUUGUGGAGAGUGUGAAUAUACUCGUCAACAGUAACGGUCAAAUAGUUAGGUCAGAGGUUGUUGGGGCGCUGAAGAUGAGAACUUAUCUGAGUGGUAUGCCUGAGUGUAAACUUGGGCUGAACGAUAGAGUACUAUUGGAGGCACAAGGACGAUCUUCUAAGGGAAAAGCUAUUGACUUGGAUGACAUCAAGUUUCAUCAGUGCGUGCGUUUGGCCCGUUUUGAAAAUGACCGGACGAUAUCUUUUGUACCUCCUGAUGGAGCUUUUGACCUCAUGACAUAUCGACUAAGUACUCAGGUAAAGCCUCUAAUAUGGGUGGAAGCUCAAAUUGAAAGGCAUUCUAGAAGCCGUAUGGAAAUAACCGUGAAAGCACGGAGCCAAUUUAAGGAGCGUAGCACUGCAACAAAUGUUGAGAUUGAAUUACCUGUGCCUGCUGAUGCAACCAAUCCAAAUGUUAGGACUUCCAUGGGAUCAGCUGCCUAUGCACCAGAAAGCGAUGCCCUUAGCUGGAAAAUAAAAUCAUUUCCAGGUGGCAAGGAAUACAUGUUGAGAGCAGAGUUCAAACUUCCUAGUAUAACAGCGGAAGAAGCAGCCCCGGAGAGAAAAGCUCCUAUUCGUGUGAAGUUUGAGAUACCAUAUUUUACAGUUUCAGGAAUACAGGUCCGUUACCUUAAAAUCAUUGAGAAAAGCGGUUACCAGGCUCUUCCAUGGGUGCGAUAUAUAACAAUGGCAGGCGAAUAUGAACUAAGGCUCAUGUGAAACCUUAUUCCAAGCAAGUGUUUUGUAUUUAAAUACAUUUACAAUUUAAAUGAGUUGUUCGUCAAGCAAAAAUUUUACUCUCAUGCACCGGUUUUUGUAUUUGUUGUGCACAAUCAUCAGUAAUCUUUACUACGAUUGAAUAUAACACAAUUCUUCAUGUUUUAGGUUAGAGGUGAUGGAUGAAUAAGUUGAGUGAUUGAGUAAACGUGUUUGGGCUAGUUCGCCAUCCAUUUAGUGUUACGAGGGGUCCAUAAGAUGUAGACAUAAACGUCUUGAUGGGUGGAUGUUGUGACAAACAGCCAUCCGACUUUCGGAAGAAAAUUCGUUUGUUUAGCUCUUGGACACCUUUUAGUUGGUUUUCUUCAGUUUUAGUAUUGUUUUGAUUUCAUUUUCUUGUAAAAACACACUAUUUUUGUUUGAUUUCAUUUCUCUUUGUAAAAACACAGUAUUUUUAUUUGAUUUCAUUUUCAUUGUAAAAACACGUGAACCAUGGAUUUUAUUAAAACGUAUUUUUAUUA
Molecule: messenger RNA, 2010 nt
Organism: Helianthus annuus (common sunflower)
Lineage: Eukaryota; Viridiplantae; Streptophyta; Magnoliopsida; Asterales; Asteraceae
Product: AP-1 complex subunit mu-2
Exons: 11
Coding region: 206-1492 (428 amino acids)
Biological process (GO): vesicle-mediated transport; intracellular protein transport
Cellular component (GO): clathrin adaptor complex; cytoplasmic vesicle
Source: RefSeq, a predicted model, not a curated record